AUGACCAGCUGGAAUGGCAGAAGCCAUGUAUCAGUCUUCGUGCACAGUCUGCACCUGCUCAACCUCAAUGCACGAGAGGAUUGGCCGGAGGUCACUCUACAUACCUUUGACGUGAAGUCGAGCCUCCAGCAUCGAAUUCGCUGUGUGGAAUGGUCGCUCUAUUGCCUGUUCGAGCUGUUCGACGCACGAGCCACAAGAGACAAACUACGACCUUUCUUUCCUCCCGCAACCUCCCUGCAAUCUGUGAAUCUUCGUGCUGCUCUUUUGCGACAACUCACGGAGCUGAAAAAAGAUGGCGUGCUCGGUCCCAACGUUAUAUUGCGGAAGACUAUGCUGGAUGAGUGCAAAGGAGACAAGGUUGAGGAACUACUUGCUGCUUUCUCUAUCGUUGUGCUCAAGAAAGUUCUCAAUGUUGAAGGAGUCGCACAGCCUGAAAACUUGUUACCACUGGUUUUAGCCCGUCGCGCUGGUAUACAACGAAACCUCGAUGAAAAGAAAGAACUUGAUUGGACGACGAAGCAGGAGCAGCACAAUAUUGAACACUCGAUCGAGGUGCUAUCGAAGGAGACGAGAGCUCUCCAGUCCAAGAAAGUGCCUCAGCUUCCCAACCAUGCAACUCACAUCAAAGGCGUCCUCCGUGAGAACUGGAUUGGCGAUCCUGCUUGGGUCGACACUAUUCUACAUGGCGUCCCCAGCCGUACUUUGAAUCACAUUGUGACCUAUAAAGGUGACGUCGACGACAAUGCGUCUUCAUUGCUCGAAGACCUUCAAUCACGACUCCAGAAUCAAAACGUACGUUUGGCGAAAUGGCAGUCCUAUUUUGAAGAUUUGCACCACCGGGAUACCCACAAGCAUACUGCGUCAGUACCGAAUACGAAUCAACGAAGUGUUCGACCUCCGUUGUUUACUCGGCAUAAGGACCUGGAGCAUGUUUCAGAUAACGUGAGUUCUACCGCUGCUGAGAUGCUUGUGCCCAAGCAUGCCAUACUACUUGAGUCUUUAGAAAAGGAAUUAAGCUUGAGAACCGCAAGUCUACACCACAAAGCUCAGUCAUCUGGCAGCUUGACCAAAGCUGACAACAACAAAUCCAACGUCAAUAUGAUUUACCUUGGUGGAUCGAAAAACGACAAUCUCUCAAAUCCAAGAACACAAACUACAACAAGCAGCUUGUCCUUCCGGAAUGACGAUUCUCUCGGACAUGGAAUAGAACCUGGCAGGCAUCGGUUGACACCGUUUCAGUCAAUCUCAUUAGAAAAACCUGUCGUUAAUGCUGGAUUACCAGAACCUUUCACGCAGCAGAUAUUAAAACCGCAUCCAGAAACUCCUCCAGAGCCUUCCCUAAUGGAAAGAACACGAGCUUCAAUGGCACGUUUUGAGACACCGAACCAGCCCGUACUAAAGAACCACAGACCUAGUACCUCCACCGAGCAGCCCUCCACCGAGCAGCCCUCUAUCGUGAUCGCGUCACAGCCGAGGUUGCCACUGGACAGACUCUCGUUGGCCGAGCGAACACGUCAAUCGAUGUCCAUGCUCAACGACGCGCUUGACGACAGCUAUCGAAGUCGGCCCAGCACAUCCGCUAAGCGACCGACUCACACAAGAAGUAGAACCGCAAUCAAGAUUACAAGCCACAAACCAAGACUGGAAAGAGCGUGGUCAGAAGAGUCGCUUGCAUCUACUGCUACCAAGGACGACAAUUUCGACGUCGAGGCUGACUACGACAGCGUCUUCAAGAGCAGACCCCGUCUGGCAAUGUCUCCCAACUUAAGCCCUCAGCGAAACGAACCCGAUCCCUGGCUCGAGAAUUUGCUCGAGCAAGGCAUGAACAAAUUGUCCAUUGACUCGAGUCCUGACGCCUAG
Molecule: messenger RNA, 1860 nt
Organism: Lithohypha guttulata
Lineage: Eukaryota; Fungi; Ascomycota; Eurotiomycetes; Chaetothyriales; Trichomeriaceae
Exons: 2
Coding region: 1-1860 (619 amino acids)
Source: RefSeq, a predicted model, not a curated record